CUUCAGUGAGGCAAAUAUGUCAUGAAGUCGUAACAUGAAGACAAGACACACUGAGUUUUCUAUUGACGACGAUUCCAGAGACUCUAUAGAUGUUGCCGCAGCAAUUGAGACUAGAAGAUUUACAAGAUCUCGUUCACAAGCACUAACUUCAUCUCCCAGAGUUAUAUUGAGACAGAGAAGGCACCAAAUAGACAGAUAUAUGAGUCCUAGGCUUGUAGUAACAAGAUCAAAGCGCAAGAAAUACAGCAGUUAUCCUGAUAUUGAGUAUGCUGCCGCUAAACGUACCAAACAGAAUAGUAACAACAGCAACCAAGAGAACCACCCGAAUCAAGAGGAGGUACUAGCCCCGCUGAUAACACAGGAGAUAGUCAGGAAACCCCGCCGUACUCUCUCUCCUCCAGGGUGCUCUCCUCGCAGAACACGACGACACCCCAGCAGGCGACACACCACCGCCCUUACCAGACUGAAGAGGGACCUAGGUGAAGGUUACGCAGAAGAAGCUAUCAGAUACACCUCCGACAAGCCGUAUAGUUUGAGACGAGAGAGGCAGAUCGUCAUGAGAUAUGAGGCUCCGGACUUCAGGGAGGUUCAUCACAGAACAUCAUCUGAAGAGGAAGAGGAGGAGGAGGACGAUGAAGAAGACGAAGAUGAAGUUGACGAAGAGGAAGAAGAAGAGGGAGAAGGAGAAGGAGGUGAAGCAGAAGAUCUAGACGAUUCCAGACGAGCCAGCAACAGAAACUACUCCCUCCGCCGCAAACCCCCGAAAGUAGUCCGCUACGAGGACAACAGUUUCAGUGAACACAAACCCCGGGGCAUGUACCACCGGUCUUUCAGUCCGGAACGCUACCACCAGAGGUUCCCCUCACGACGAGGGAGACCCGGCCGUUCGAGAAAGGAUCACACCAUAAGAAGGACCAGACACCAUAGUACCACCAGUGAGUCAGAUAGUGAGACGGAGAAAGAUGAGGUGAAGUUUGAGAAGAGGAAGAAGAAGAGUAUGAACCAGGCUAGAGCGAGGUGUCUGCCCAUGAACCUUACUAUCGAGGAUAUUCAAAAAGGUGUAUACAGAGAAAGACAAAAAGCUGGAGCCAGUAUGGCUGAUAUAGACCCCAUGUCACUAGACAAAUCCACUGACUUCACCUCAGUGGGAGGACUGGACCAGCACAUUCACUCUCUUAGAGAAAUGGUUGUGUUCCCUAUGCUGUAUCCUGAUGUGUUUGAGAAGUUCAACAUUGCACCUCCCCGAGGGGUUAUAUUCUAUGGGAGUCCUGGAACUGGUAAAACUUUGGUAGCAAGGGCGCUGGCAAAUGAGUGUGGUAAGGACGGUCAGAAGAUAUCCUUCUUUAUGAGGAAAGGAGCAGAUUGUCUUAGCAAGUGGGUGGGGGAAAGUGAGAGACAACUUCGACUUCUCUUCGAUCAGGCAUACUCAAUGAGACCGAGUAUCAUAUUCUUUGACGAGAUAGACGGUCUAGCUCCAGUACGUAGCUCACGUCAAGAGCAGAUACACUCCUCUAUUGUCAGCACUCUGUUAGCUUUGAUGGACGGGCUAGAUAGUAGAGGCGAAGUGGUGGUAGUUGGUGCGACUAACAGACUGGAUGCUAUUGAUCCUGCUCUAAGAAGACCCGGCAGAUUCGACAGAGAGUUCCAUUUCCCACUUCCCUCCGCUUCGGCCAGGGCUGAGAUCCUGCGUAUACACACCAACAAGUGGAGCCCCCUCCCUCACCCGGACCUGUUGUCUGUGCUGGCUGAUAGAACUGCUGGCUUCUGUGGGGCUGAUCUCAAGUCGUUGGUUACAGAGAGCGCGCUAGGUGCUCUCAGGAGACGGUAUCCUCAGAUCUACAAAACGAACAAGAGACUGUUACUGGACACUGCCAGUAUAAAAGUUAGAGCCCAGGACUUUUACCAGGCUUUAUUGAAAAUUCAACCUGCUCAAGCUCGCUCAAGUGAAAACACCCACUUGCCUUUACCUCAGCACAUCCGACCCUUGUUAUCAGACACGGUCAUGGACUUAGUCCGCUUUAUCACCAGGGUUAUGCCCUCUGCUAAAGCCAACUGUUCUAGUCUCGGACAUGCUUAUAUCUCUCCAUCAGAGCACAGCACAACAAAGUCACCGUCUUCUCGGGGGAAAGGCUCUCGAUCUAGAGGAAGCGACAAAAAGAAGGAGGCAGUAGAAUUAGUGGCAGGAGAACCUGAAAUUUACAAAGGAGCAUCAGCUAGAAACACGUCUUAUCAGGAUAUCGAUCAGUUCUUCUCUACUCUUGAAUCUUACUAUUCAAAAGUCCCUAGCCACAGACCACGACUCCUAAUAACAUCGCACAACACACUGGUUAUGAGCAGUUUAUUGCACGUGUUCGAGGAAGUGUCACUACACGAGGUAUCACUGACUUCUCUCAACGAUCCUAACUACAGGAGUCUAGAGGAGGCUGCAGCCAGGAUUGUGACGGGAGCUAGAAAGAGAGCGCCCAGUAUCCUGUACAUCCCGUUUAUGGACGUUCUAGAGAGUUCGUGUAACAUAUCAGUGUGUAAUGUGUUACACACACUCCUAUCAGACACACUACCUGGGUGUAACAUGGUGCUGAUAGCUACACUUUCCACCUGUGAUACACUGCAAGAGGGUUCCCUGUUCAGUGAUCUUUUCUCCGAGUCAGAAAGAGUAGAUCUCCGUCCUCCUACCACUGCUAACAUUACCAACUUCUUUACUCCUCUCCUUACCUCCGAGAUAGCCAGAUCUUUCAGCGUCACUUCUCAACAUGAUGAAACCAUUGAGGAAUUAGAGGAAGCGCCACCAGUGAAGCCUAAACCUCUGAGUGAGGAAGAAAUAGCUGCUAUCGAGAAAAGAGAGGCUGCAACGCUAAGAGAGUUACGACUGUUCUUACGUGAUAUGGUCUACAAGUUGAUGAAGGAGAGAAAGUUCUACUGUUUCUGCAAACCUGUCAACUUGGAGGAGGUGUCAGAUUAUUUGGAAGUUGUGAAGAAACCUAUGGAUCUGGAGAAAAUACGUGAGAAGAUUGACUGUAUGGAAUACGACGCUGUCAAGGAGUUUAUCUGUGACGUGGAGCUAAUAGCUGAGAACGCUAUAGAGUACAACCCUGCUGACGACCACACUGGCAGACAAAUCCGUCACAGAGCGGCUGAACUCAAGGACUUCCUUCAUUCAUUACUCGACACUGAACUAGAUGAAGAUUUUGCCACCCUUUGCGAAGAAAUCAAGACUGCUAGAGCUGCACGGGCCGAGCAAAAAGAAACAGAGUCACAACACGGAAGGUCCAGAACUGAGAGCGCUAGGAAUUCAGGACAGUACCGGGGGAGACACAGUGUAUCUGCAGAGGAGGACAGUGAUCAGAUUAACGGCACAACUUCUCACCCUCAGGACUCCCACAGUGCAGAUUUGAUAAUACAGCAGAUAGUGGAACUAUUAAAGACAGCCGACAUGGACCACAUCAUUCGUUUAUACACUCUCAUAUCUCAGAUUGUGAUAAAGAACCGUUCAAACAAGAGCAUGACCAGAGAAACCCUGAUUGCAGAACACAUUGAACCCGUGUUACACUCGUUUUCUCAGACAAUCUCCAGUACUGAACUUAUAUACCAGGGUCCUGGGUAAUGUCACAAUAUCUAAUAAUUCAGUUGAUGAAACUUUGAUGCUAAUUGUUAACAUAAAACUGAUCUUGUUCGGGUAUCGGGUGAACUUUUUGUUAUCCUUGUAAUUGUAAUCUGUCAGCUCAAUUUUUAAAUUUUUGGUUUACUGUACCCUUGACGACGCAUAUUAUAAACGAGUCUCAUGUUUUUAUAUUUAAUUCUUAUUUAAAUUUUUAAGUAUUUUGUCAUAUUUAAGCAAAUCUAUCAAUUACCCGAUUAACCGUACGAUAUCAUUUUGACACUUAACGUAUAUAUACUAAAUAAUAGAAAUAAUUUACAUGGCUUUGCCUUUCAGUUUCAAUAUUAUUAACUGUUUACUAUGAAUUUUAUCCUGUGUAUAAUUAAGGAGCAGGAUUAUAUAAUUAGGAGUAUAUAAUUAGGAGUAUACAAUUAGGAGUAUAUAAUUAGGAGUGGUGCUUUGCAACCUCCUCAAUGUGUAUAAGAUGGAUGUAUUGCUGUAUUGGUAAUAAGAUGCUCUAUGUUAUUGUUUAUAGUAUACAAUUCU
Messenger RNA from Bolinopsis microptera, 4141 nucleotides. RefSeq names its product ATPase family AAA domain-containing protein 2-like. Gene Ontology annotation, molecular function: ATP hydrolysis activity; histone binding; chromatin binding. Gene Ontology annotation, cellular component: nucleus. NCBI's taxonomy places the organism in Eukaryota, Metazoa, Ctenophora, Tentaculata, Lobata, Bolinopsidae. The record is from RefSeq and is a predicted model, not a curated record. The coding region runs from base 35 to 3601 and encodes 1188 amino acids. Gene Ontology annotation, biological process: positive regulation of transcription by RNA polymerase II. The transcript has 27 exons.